Drosophila simulans is the source of this 4649-nucleotide messenger RNA. RefSeq lists its product as uncharacterized. The transcript has 8 exons. NCBI's taxonomy places the organism in Eukaryota, Metazoa, Arthropoda, Insecta, Diptera, Drosophilidae. The coding region runs from base 1182 to 3524 and encodes 780 amino acids. The record is from RefSeq and is a predicted model, not a curated record.
UUUGGCAUUUCAGUUGAGCUUUGCCAGCCGAACGAAGAAGUCGAACUCGACGCUGCGUCUCUUUGCGUGUUGGUUUUCCCAAUACAAAUCUCUCAGUUCGUGUCCGCGCUUUAGAAAACUGAAAACCCAAAGAAGCAGCAAUAUCACUCGCAGCAGCAGCAGCAGCAACUGCUACAGCAGCAACAUCACUCGCAGCAGCAGCAGCAGCGGCAGCAGCAAUAAAAUCAAAACACGUUUUACUCCCGCACAUUGAAAACGCAUUUUCCACAUACAACAAGGAGUUAAUUUCCAAUCGAAAAACCAUUUAAAUUGGUUUAUAAUUUCCGAAAAUAUUUGUGCUUGUGUUUUUUGAAUGAAAGUGUGUAACCAAAAAUAUUGAAAUUUCGCUCAUAAAUAUUGAUGUGUAUUAUUGAAUAUUUGUGUCUUUUACUUUGAAGCCGGUUUCGUUUCUGUGUCGAUAUUUUGCAUUAUUAAUUACAAUUUACGUUCAUCAAGUGGAAACAGUCAAACAAAUUGAGAGACAAUUCAGAGACAAAACAUGGAAAACUAUGUGUGAACGAUAAAAGGCUACUGAACUGGUUUUAACGCAUCUCGACGUGUUUGUUUGGCGGUAAUGUGAUCGGCGAUCUUUGGGAGCAAUUAGAAGACUAAACAAAAGGAGAAAAGGCUUCGGUAAAGCAGCUUACCAACUGGCAGCGCGAAGGCGUCAAAGGGAAUCGAAAGGAGUGCAGGCAAAUUGAAAAGGACUAUUCGCACACUGUGGCCAGCGGAGGAGGAGGAAAUCGAACCGAAUGCAGUAUCUCAACUACGCUCUGCAGACAUCCACGCGACUGCUGACGUACCAGGGCCCGAACCAGGAUCUAUAUCCUGACCAGACAGGAGUAUCCUCCGCCCACGAGGAGGAAAUCAAGCACGCCUGCUGCAGUCGCGGCGCCCAGCUGCUGAGAUUGCGCCACCGAGAGCUGGCUAAGCGACGAGCUCUCGAGGAUCAGAUUAACGCCAAUCAGGAGGAGGCGGAGGAGGACUCUCAGGAUCAGAAGGAGCAGCUGCCGGAGGAGUUGGACAGCGAGCAGGGAGCCGUCGGCGGGGAGCAUCUGCAUCCGCAGCCAGUCCAAUGAAACUUACUCUCAUUUAAUGUCCAACUGGCGCGCAGCAAGCUGCUAUCGUUCUUCAACCGCGACAUGGCCGCCACCGAUGGCCAAAUCAUAUUGGCCGCCUCCCGAUUCGGCGAUGCCACGCCCGUUUACCUGCGCGACUUUUCCAAGCAGCCGCUGCCGGCGGUGGCCAAGAUCCUCAAGGGCCAACACCAGGCGCUGGGUGUGCCCACCCUGUCGGCCCCAUCCUUGCAGAGCACCGCCCUGUUCCUGAGCGCCGGCAAGAAGUACCAGAUCCUGGCCCAGCCCAUCAAGAUCAAGGAGGGUCGCAAGCCCACCAACGUGGGAGCCAAGGUGCUCAUUCCGGAGACCUACGGCGGCUACUUCGAGCUCCUUAGCGAGGAUGGUCGCUCCACGCGAUGCAUUGACUCCGUGCUGGAGCUUUCGCGACGGCGGAACGCCCGCGUCCUGGUGCGGGAGACCUUUCGAUGCCAGCAGAUGAACCGGACCAUCCACGCCGGCGAACUGCUGACCACCAUGAACGACAACGGGAAGUACCUGCAGUGCAGGAACAUCAAGGACGAGAUCAUCAAUCUGCCACUCGAUACCAAAGCCAAGUUCUCGCCGAUCGCCAGGGAGGACAGCAUCAGCGGUGUCCACACCGUCAAGAAUCUGCUGCUCAAGCGGAUGCCAGUCAUCGUGAGACUCGUUCACGGCAGUGCGCCCAAGGGUCUGAAACAGCCAUUUGUGCCCGAACUGCGACUGCUGGGUUGCGUGGAGAUCGACAGGAUAUUCGCGUUGCCACUGCAGAAGGAUACGGAUCUGGUGCCGGUGCCGCUGAACGCCAAGAUUAAGCUGCAGCGAGCCAAGAACAUGGAGCAGCUGGAGCACUUCAUCGAGUACUCACGAUUCCUGGACAAGGCGCAGCGAUUGCUGGCCGAUGCACGCGAUCGCCUGCAGAUCGUCGAUCUCAAGCUGAGCGAGAAGGAGAAGAAGGACUCCAAGUUCAAUAGUCGCAAUGGGGGCAGGUUGCCGGUGGUCAUGCUGCCAUCUGCAGCGGGAAUGGCCAGUGGACUGGCGGAAAGUGGGUAUGUGCUGCGCAAGAGUGCCAGUUGUGAUUCGUGGUCGAAGCAACAGCAGCAGGCACUGAGCAGCAGCGAGAUUGCGGAGGAGUACAACGAGAUCGAUCAUAUAUAUGAUUAUGUGAGGGGCCUGACGCCGCUCUCGAAGGGAUUGGCCCGCUUCGAGCCCAUCUGCGAGUCACCCACUCUGCGCUCCCAUCACACGGACAGCGGCAGUGGCAACUACUGCAGCUUGAUCAGGGCUCCGGUUCACCAGCAGGCCACCACCUCCGGCAACAACAACUACAGCAGCUUGGAGUCGAACAAGCACAGCAGUAGCGGUGGUGGCCAUCAUCCCGGUAGCCACCAUCACCACCACCAUCACGUGGUUAAUCACUACCAUCAUGGCCAUAUUCAGGAGGACAUCAAGCCGGUGCCGCCGCCCAUCGAAACGAUUCCGGGCAAGAAGCCGGCGGAGAAGCGCCAGCGUCCCACUCUACCAAAGCUUUACAUCAAGAAUGCCCACAGUGCUGGGAGCAGCAGCAAUGGCAACUCUACGGGCACCACCCACAGCACCAGUCACAGUCACAGCCAUAGUCACAGUCACGUCCACAGUCACAGUCACGGGCAGUCACAGUCGCAGCAGCAGCCGCCGACUCCCAAUGGGAAUACGGCCAAUGCGGUGGCCAAUGCGGCUGCCUCAGCGGUCGCAGCUGCUCAUCACAGUUCCCACGGAUCGCACGGAUCACAUCCGCAUCCCCAUCCGCAUGCCAGUGUGCAUCCACAUCCGCAUCCUCAUCACGGCAAGGUGCUGACGCCCAACAAUCAUCUGCCGAGCAAGGAGGCCCUCGAGCCGCAGUCGCCUCUGUUUCACAUCAGGUACAAGAGUCUCAGCAGUCUGCAGUUGACGCCGGACAACAACAAUUGCUCCUCCGUGACGCCGCCGACGAUCUCAGCCCACGGCAAGUCAUCAGGAGCAGGCGGUGGAUCGGGAUCGGGAGCAACUGCGUCGGGCACACCGGCCACGCCGGGCACUCCGCCGGAUGUGGUGCUCAAGUGCGGCAGCAUACUGAACGUGCAUGGUUACCUGUCCAGUCCGCAUCCUCUGCCACUGCCGCUGCCCCACAGCCGGAGCUCCAGCAGCAAUAACCAUCACAAUCCGAGGGAGGGUACGCUGGACUCAUCCCGCAGCGGAGGCCGGACAUCGGGCGACUCGAACAAGCUGCCCGAGAAGAAGACCCGCCGCCUGUCCCGGCCGAGAAGUCUGUCCAACCUGGUUUGGGAUCUGCGGCCCUCGAAGGAGAAGUCGAAGAAGAAGCUCUACAUCCAUCACUUCGAUCAGCGGCAGCAGGCGACGCUGUAUCUGUAGGAUGAUUGCAUGGAUGUAUCUCCAGGAUGACGAUGACGAUGAGGAAGUAGCAGCACGAUGAUGAUGAUGAUGAUGAUUCGUUGCCAACUCGUUUCUAGCUGCCAUCGACCCCCACAACACAGAAACAAAAACAGUAACAGAAACAGAAACAGAAAAACACUGAGAAAUAAAACACAAUAAAAGAAGAGCAACUACAACUUUUGGCACGCUGUGUGUGUUCCUGCAGCUUUCACCAUUUAGCCUGCAGCAGCAAUUUUAAUUAAUAUUGAAUUGUGCCUUUCCCUGCUACGCCCAGAAUUAUGCUUUAAAACCAGAUUCCAAUGGAGUAUUUGAUGAGAAUAUUUCGACCGGAUGGAACCACGACAAAAUGAAAGGCUGCCAGCACACACACACUACUCACACCACAAAGGAACCACAAACACAUACACAAAACCAACAUAUAUACACACACAACACACCACACACGCAUACACACAUCAAGUCUAUAAAAUUGUGAUUUUAAUUUUAUGUUUAAUUUAAUAAUUAUUGCGAACCAUCUUCAAAUUGGAAAAACGAAGAGCCAUCAACGCUGCUCAGAAAAAUUCACAAAACGAACUUCAGAAACCACAAAAACUUAGUUGUGUCUACAAGCGAGAUACUUAUGCAUUAAAUGAGUACUGUAUUUAAACAGGAUAGCAAAAGGCAAAUGUAACUAAUAGUAAGUCAAUAUUAUCGAACAACCAUAAUCAAUCAUUUAGAGAAUGUUAUGCAACACUUACAGCUAGCUAAAAUGAAUUUAUUAAUUAACGCAAUGAAUUUCCUCCUCAUAAUUUAAAUGUUGUGCAAACUGUUGAUUGAAUGCAAUUAAACCAUAAUCGAACAGCUCUUGUUUAGUAAUUAGUUUGCUCAGAGCCAGAUACUUCCCACAAUGACCCCCUUGAAAUCCCCCGGAAUAUUGAUUUCCCCAUGAUCUGCUCGCAAUCGCAUUGUCUUAGUCGUUUAGUCUGUACAUUUUAGUUGUAUUACCCAGCUUAUAUGGCCUACACAUAGGGAGUAUAUAUAUACAUACAUAUGUAAAACUAUAAUAUAACUUGUAUUUGUGUCUAAAUAAAUGUCUCAGAAAAAUAAAUGUAUAUGCAAAACAAA